AUGUCAUCACUCCCAAAGAGGAUAAUCAAAGAAACUCAAAAACUUAUCCAGGAUCCAUGUGAUGGCAUAAAAGCGGUACCAGAUGAAAACAACGCAAGAUACUUUUUGGUAUCCAUAGAUGGACCGAAAGAUAGCGCAUACGAAGGGGGUAUUUUCGACUUGGAAUUAUUCCUUCCGGAAGAAUACCCUAUGACUGCACCUAAGGUCCGGUUUACAACCAAAUUAUAUCAUCCAAAUAUUGAUCGCCUCGGCAGAAUUUGUCUUGAUAUUCUUAAAGGACAUGAAAUCUCUCUUUGUCUUUCUAAGUCAAUUACCAACUUCAUUCUGUAUCAUCACAGUAGAGUCUGUUGACGUCUGUAGACUGUUGCUGGUGAUAAUCCACCUAUCUGUUACCCUUCAACCAUUGGUCACAGUCCACCGCCUGAUAUUAGUGUAGUUGUAAAAUGUGAUAAUCGAAUUUAGGUAAUAUUUGAUUACCUCUUACUCACGAGAUAUCUUUCUCAUAGUUAUGCACUGUACAAUUGCAGGUAAGUGGCGUAAAAAAUCACAUUAGUUUUCCACUUCAAAUUAUGGAUGAAAUAAUUUAAGGUAGCCCGUAUAUGCAACAGCCUUAUAUAUUCUUAUGUUAUUAAAAUAGAACAGCGGUAAAAUGCAGUCAAGAAUGCAUCAAACAAAUACAAGACUUUCUUGCCGAACGCUAUUUACUAACUGAUAAAUUUUUUAAUUGUUGAUUUCAAAACAACGAAGUAGUCUUAAGUAUUUGGGUUGUCUACAAAUAAAUAGGUCAAGAAAAUCUAAAAAUCUGUCUUUCCGCUACACUUGUUUUUUCUCUCUAUCUAAUUCCAUAUAAUAUAUUAAUUCUGAACCUGCGCAUUUUUAAAUUCACCGUUAUGUAACCGUCUUUAAGGAGAAAUACCUCAUGUGUAUCUAUUUAAUUUAACGUGAAAAAAUUUAUUACUAACAUGAGUAUACUUUGGAACCUCUAAGUAGAAUGAGGUUUAUUUUACUACGUAAUAUAACCAUACUUAACCUAGUCGUUCUGAAAACUGUCAACAAAUUAGUCAGUUAUAAGUAAUUUUUCACCAUUGGUCAAGAUAAUCACAGAGAUUUCAACCAAGUAGUGUACGCCUACUACUUCAGUACUCAUACAGGUAAUUUCACCCAAUUGUGCCAACAUAGUGCAGUAACUUAAGGCGGCUCACAUAUGUACCUAGUUCGACAUGGCGUAUGGUUGACUAACUCUAUUUUCCUUUAAGUCUUGAUCUCAGUGUCAUUCCACAUUUGUAAUCCUUCUAUUUUAUUUGUCCUUUUAAGCCUUAUCAUCUAUGUUUAACCAUCUACUGCGAUUAAUAUUUUCCUUAUCCUGUUUAACUUAUUCGUUCUCUAUAUUAAUUUAAACUGGCGAAACUUGAUACAAUAUAUUAUUAAGUCUAAUUUUAUCUGCAAUUGAUUUUAUAAAUAUCAGCACUGAGUUGUACCUUUUCUAAUUUUUCCUCCAUUUAUCCAGAUAAAUGGAGUCCUGCUCUUCAAAUACGCACUGUUCUACUGUCUAUUCAAGCAUUGUUAAGUGCACCAAAUCCUGAAGAUCCACUGGACGGUGAAGUUGCAUCACAUUGGAAACAAAAUGAACCAGAAGCUCUUGCUAAAGCACGUGAAUGGACUCAGCUUUACGCUAGACAUAAUUAAUUCCUGGACAAUAGUACUAGCACUGACCAACACCUCGUAGAAUAUCGUUCUUCUUUUAAUGGAUAACCGAAACAUGAUCAAACAUUUUCUAUUAUAUAUAUAGUAAUUGAUAUAUUUGUAUUUAUGGAGAUCUCCG
Molecule: messenger RNA, 1822 nt
Organism: Schistosoma mattheei
Lineage: Eukaryota; Metazoa; Platyhelminthes; Trematoda; Strigeidida; Schistosomatidae
Source: the annotation of a GenBank genome assembly